AUGUAUUUCUUCCUCUGCAAUCUGUCCUUUAUUGACCUGUGUUCUACCACCACCACUGUGCCUCUGGCCCUUGUCAAAUGCCUGAGAGACUGCCCCACUAUCACCUACAAUGACUGCUACGCCCAAAUGACCAUCUCCCUCUUCUUGGGCAUGACUGAGUGCUGCCUAUUGGCCGUUAUGGCUUAUGACCGAUUCGUCGCUAUAUCAAACCCCUUGCGUUACACGCUGAUCAUGACAAUGAGGGCUUGUUUCCAGAUUGCCACUAUCAUGUGGAUAGGUAACUUCCUGCUGGCCCUAAUUCCUAUGGUCACCAUACCGGCUCAGUUUUGUGCAGGGCACAAUGUAGUGAACCAUUUCGUAUGCGAGGUCGUAGCCGUCUUAAAGCUGGUCUGCUCGGACACCAGUGUCGGUGAGACACUGCUGUUGAUAAACUCGAUCGUCAUCGUGCCCCUCCCCUUUCUGUUCAUCCUCCUCUCUUAUAUCCGGAUCGCGGUGGCCGUCUUGAAAAUCCCCUCCACAGCUGGGCGGAAGAAAGCUUUCUCCACCUGUGGAUCGCACCUGACCGUGGUGACCAUAUACUACGGGACCAUUAUCUCCAUUUAUGUCAUACCUCAGAACAAAGACAGUAAGGACCGGGACAAAAUCAUCUCUGUAUUUUAUGGAACAGUGAUCCCCAUGGUGAACCCUCUUAUUUAUACAUUGAGAAACAAGGAUGUGAUAGGAGCCUUGAGAAAGGCAGCAGGGAAAACCAAGAAACAUGGAGUGGCAGAAACAGGAAGCCUAGCAGAAGCAGAGACACCUAGUGAGUUGGAGAGAGUGCCCUACAACUGGACAGAAAGGAACAAGGAUAUGGACAUUGACGGCUUCAGCAUCGGUACUCAGCAGCCGCUUCACUUCCUUUUCGAUGUCUGGAGACUCAAUCUGCCCAUGGAAGAGGCAGUCGAUCAGAGCUUCUUCUUCGAGGCCUCAGCCAUCUCUCUCACUGAUGCUUUCUCCUCCUCCACAGCCAACGCCCCAUCCCAAGGUGACCCUGGGCCCCAUAUUCCAAAUGAAAAAUUGUCUCCAGAGGCUCAGGCCAUUAUCAAAAAGUUAUUUUCUAACUAUAGCUCACGUAAUUGUCCACCCUCCCUUGCAUCUAGUAACCAAGUAGUGGAUUUGGAUUUCAGUGAUAUGCAGGUUUUUCUCUCAAGGACUACAUUUCCAGAAGCAGUUACUUUGGAACCAGUAGAAUUCACUAAAUAUCACAAGAUAAAUGGGAUCUUAUAUUGUGAAACAACAAUGCUGGCUGAGGUAGGAGAAAAUGAAUAA
Molecule: messenger RNA, 1308 nt
Organism: Tachyglossus aculeatus (Australian echidna)
Lineage: Eukaryota; Metazoa; Chordata; Mammalia; Monotremata; Tachyglossidae
Product: olfactory receptor 13H1-like
Exons: 9
Coding region: 1-1308 (435 amino acids)
Biological process (GO): G protein-coupled receptor signaling pathway
Cellular component (GO): membrane
Molecular function (GO): olfactory receptor activity; G protein-coupled receptor activity
Source: RefSeq, a predicted model, not a curated record